AUGGGUAACGCCCACAUGCCAAAGCGGGCUCUCAUCGGAGCUCUCCUUAUAGCCAACAUGCUUAUGGCGAGUCGUCUAUCCUUUUCCAUCCAACCCCUCAUCCGCAGGUCUUCUUAUUCUCUUAUUUCUCCAAAACAUUUCCCAAAAUCACGUCCCUGUCCUCUCUGGUCUUCGUCUUUCUCUUUUUGCCUUCAGAACCCCCACAGAUCACCAACCUGUCCCUCCAUCGUUCCAUUUUCUUCUCACUGUUCCGCUCCAUCAAUGGCUACUGUCCCCCAGUCAACCCCAGAAGUCAACCCUCUCCUCCUGGAUUUCGAUUUCCCGCCCUUUGAUGCCGUCAAAGCUGAUCAUGUCAUCCCUGGGAUUCGUACUAUGUUGAAUCAACUUGAGAAUGAUUUGAUUGAAUUGGAGAGCAAAGUCGAACCCACAUGGCCGAAGUUAGUAGAUCCUUUGGAGAAGCUUGUGGACAGAUUAUCUGUGGUUUGGGGAAUCGUCAAUCAUCUCAAGUCUGUCAAGGAUUCGUCUGAGCUUCGUUCUGCAAUUGAGGAAGUCCAGCCAGACAAGGUCAAAUUUGAGCUUAGGUUGGGGCAAAGCAAACCCAUUUAUAAUGCAUUUAAAGCUAUUCAAGAAUCUCCUGAGUGGCAAACACUGAGUGAUGCUCAGAAACGUAUAGUGGACUCCCAAAUAAAGCAAGCAGUGCUUAGCGGUGUUUCUCUUGAAGAUGAUAAAAAGGAGCAUUUUAACAAGAUUCAACAGGAGUUGGAAAAACUCUCUCAAAAAUUUGAAGAGAAUGUAUUGGAUGCCACAAAGAAGUUUGGAAAAUUGAUAACUGAUAAGAAAGAUAUUGAAGGAUUGCCUGCUACUGCUCUUGGGUUGGCUGCUCAAACAGCAGUGUCUAAGGGGCAUAAAGACGCUACUGCUGAAAAUGGGCCUUGGAUAAUUACAUUGGAUGGUCCAAGCUUUCUUUCUGUUAUGCAACAUGCUCAAAACCGUUCCUUGCGUAAGGAAGUUUAUUAUGCUUAUGUAACCCGUGCCUCUAGUGGAGAUUUGGAUAAUACGGAAAUUAUUGGCCAAAUCCUGAAGCUUAGGUUGGAAAAGGCUAAGCUUCUUGGUUACAGUAACUAUGCAGAGGUAAGUAUGGCAACCAAAAUGGCUACUGUUGAUAAGGCAGAAGAGCUUCUAGAAAAGCUUCGCAGUGCUUCAUGGGAUGCUGCAGUACAAGAUACGGAGGACCUAAAGAAUUUCUCCAAAAGUCAAGGUGCAGUAGAAGCUGAUGAUUUGAGCCAUUGGGAUCUCAACUUUUGGAGUGAGAGGCUUCGUGAGUCAAAAUAUGACAUAAAUGAGGAAGAACUACGCCCCUAUUUCUCAUUGCCAAAGGUCAUGGGUGGUCUUUUCAGCCUUGCUAAGAUGCUUUUUGGAAUUGACAUUGAGCCAGCUGAUGGUCUUGCUCCAGUUUGGAACAAUGAUGUGAGAUUCUACUGUGUGAAAGACACUGCAGGUAGUCCAAUUGCAUACUUUUACUUUGAUCCAUAUUCUCGUCCAUCUGAGAAACGGGGAGGUGCAUGGAUGGAUGAGGUUGUUGCUCGCAGUCGUGCAUUGUCACGUGAUGGUACCAAAGCUAGGUUGCCUAUUGCUCAUAUGGUGUGCAAUCAAACACCACCAGUGGGAAAUAAACCAAGCCUUAUGACAUUCCGUGAGGUUGAGACUGUUUUCCAUGAAUUUGGUCAUGCACUUCAGCAUAUGCUUACCAAGCAGGAUGAGGGUCUGGUUUCUGGUAUUCGGGGGAUAGAGUGGGAUGCUGUUGAAUUACCUUCUCAAUUCAUGGAAAAUUGGUGUUACCACAGGGAUACUUUGAUGAGCAUCGCUAAGCACUAUGAAACUGGAGAAACACUACCUGAAGAUGUGUAUUUGAAACUCGUUGCAGCAAGGACUUUUCGUGCCGGGUCCCUUAGUCUUCGUCAGAUAAGAUUUGCAACUGUGGAUUUGGAGCUGCAUUCAAAGUAUGUGCCAGGUGGGUCAGAAACCAUAUAUGAUGUUGAUCAGAGGGUUUCCAAAGGAACACAAGUGAUCCCUCCACUUCCUGAGGACAGAUUUCUAUGCAGUUUCAGCCAUAUAUUUGCAGGUGGAUACGCAGCUGGAUACUAUAGUUACAAGUGGGCAGAGGUCUUAUCUGCAGAUGCUUUCUCUGCCUUUGAGGAUGCUGGAUUGGAUGAUGAGAAGGCUGUGGAGGAAACAGGGAAAAAGUUCCGAGAAACCGUACUUGCUCUUGGAGGUGGUAAAGCACCAUUGGAGGUUUUUGUGGAGUUUCGAGGGCGUGAACCUUCUCCAGAGGCACUACUGAGGCAUAAUGGCUUAUUAUCGGUCACCGCUUCUGCAUAGAAGUUGUAUUUUCUUAUAAAAUUGCUGUACAAGGCUGUGAAGCGGCCUUUAGGAUUGUUUCUUUUUUUAAUCAUACACCACAGACGGGCUCCAAUAAGAUUAACUUAUUCUAAAGGAUGUUUUGGCAAUGUUCUUAUUUGGGUGAUUAACUUGACACAAUGAGAGCAAUAGUGGAUGUUUCUUGCUCGAAGAUACGCUUUUGGAUUCCUCUAA
Vitis riparia (riverbank grape) is the source of this 2592-nucleotide messenger RNA. RefSeq names its product probable cytosolic oligopeptidase A. Gene Ontology annotation, cellular component: chloroplast. The transcript is spliced from 17 exons. The record is from RefSeq and is a predicted model, not a curated record. Lineage: Eukaryota; Viridiplantae; Streptophyta; Magnoliopsida; Vitales; Vitaceae. Bases 1 to 2379 code for a protein of 792 amino acids. Gene Ontology annotation, molecular function: metalloendopeptidase activity. Gene Ontology annotation, biological process: peptide metabolic process; proteolysis.